Penicillium daleae is the source of this 1716-nucleotide messenger RNA. Its product is annotated as Phosphoglucomutasefirst 3 domain-containing protein. The coding region runs from base 1 to 1716 and encodes 571 amino acids. Gene Ontology annotation, molecular function: phosphomannomutase activity; magnesium ion binding. Gene Ontology annotation, biological process: carbohydrate metabolic process. The record is from RefSeq and is a predicted model, not a curated record. The transcript has a single exon. NCBI's taxonomy places the organism in Eukaryota, Fungi, Ascomycota, Eurotiomycetes, Eurotiales, Aspergillaceae.
AUGUCUAUCGAUUCAUCAAAGUCUUCCCUUCGGGCUCACCUCGCCUAUGAACCACAGCCACUCAAAUUCGGAACUAGCGGUCGACGUGGCUUGAUCGUCGAUUUGACUCAACUGGAGAUUUACAUCAACGUUCUCGGUGAAAUCUGCCAUCUUCAAGCCAUUCCACCUUCUGAAGGUGGCAUUAAAUCUGGAGACGACUUCUACUACGCAUAUGACCUUCGUCCCAGCUCAAUUCACUAUGUCGAGCCCAACCGUGGCGGUCUCUGCCAGGCCGUUGAGCAGGCUUUGAGGGACGCGGGUAUGCGGCCGAUCAGCCUGGGCGCUAUCCCUACCCCUGCUCUAACACUUUUCGCGUUGCAAAGAGCGAAGGGAAGCAUCAUGGUUACGGGUAGUCAUAUUCCCUUCGAUCGCAAUGGCUACAAAUUGAAUACCUCUAAAGGAGAACUGUUGAAAAAAGAUGAGCAGCCUAUCAAUGAGUCUGUUGAGAUUGUCCGAAAAAUGAUUCUUGAGCAGCCAUUCACUGAGUCCCUUUUUGACGAGCAAGGCAUGCUUCGUAACGGCGACUCAACCCUCGUGGCCCCUAUCCCAGAUGGGAAGACUACGUAUAUCCAACGGUACCUUGACUUCUUCAAGGGUGAUACGCUCCAAGGGACGAAGAUGCUGGUCUAUCAACACUCCGCUGUCGGCCGUGAUCUCAUAGUUGAGCUGUUCCAAGCGCUUGGCGCUGAAGUGCUCCCUGCAGGCCGCAGUGAGACCUUUGUCCCCAUUGAUACCGAGGCGAUUGAUCAAGCUCAACUUGAUACAAUUCAAAAGCUCUACGACGGCACAGGCGGAAGCUUCGAUGCAGUCAUCUCCACGGAUGGCGAUAGCGAUCGCCCCCUUCUCCUGGCACCGGAAGAUGGCAAACUCCGCUUUUUCAGCGGCGACCUUCUGGGUAUGGUCGUUGCUGAAUUCCUAGGUGCCGACGCAGUGAUCGUCCCCAUCAGCACUAACGAUGCCAUUGACCGUGGAUCCCUCAAGCCGUUCUUGGAGCCUAAGACGAGAAUCGGCAGCCCCUACGUGAUUGCUGGCAUGCAGCAUGCUGUUCAGAAAGGACGCUGCCGUGUCCUUGGAUGGGAGGCCAAUGGCGGAUUCCUUACUGGCUCCGAUAUCCAGCUUGAGGGUAGAAGCCUUCCCGCUCUGCCUACACGCGAUGCAGUUCUUCCUCUGCUAUGCGUUCUUUUUGCGGCACGCAAGCGCCAAGCAACUGUCCCAGCGCUUUUCGAAUCCCUACCCGCCCGGUUUAGUCGGGCCGCAGUCAUUCGCAAUUUUCCUCGGCCAACAAGUGCGAAGAUUGUACAACGGUUAUCGCCACUAGAAAAGGAUAUACGCCGAAUUCAAUAUUCAGAGGAUGGCAUGAUUCCGCUGGACUGCAAUGGCAAACCCUCUGUCAUCAUCACAAUGGGUGACGGCCGUCAUAUUUUCCAGAUUCGUAAGGAGCUUCAGCAAGUCUUCUCUGUCGAAGCUGGCUUUUCUCCAGUUAUACUAGCGGAUUAUACCGACGGAGUUCGUAUCACGUUCAAAAAUGGUGAUGUCGCGCAUAUUCGUCCUUCUGGGAAUGCCGAUGAGCUUCGCAUCUACUCUGUCAGCGAUACCAAGGCUCGCGCGGAUGAUAUCUGCAGUCAAGGAAUUGCAGAGCCUGAUGGCUUGUUGAGGCAACUGGCACGCUUGAUCUAA